This is a messenger RNA of Ooceraea biroi (clonal raider ant), 5207 nucleotides long. Its product is annotated as forkhead box protein D3. NCBI's taxonomy places the organism in Eukaryota, Metazoa, Arthropoda, Insecta, Hymenoptera, Formicidae. The record is from RefSeq and is a predicted model, not a curated record. Gene Ontology annotation, molecular function: RNA polymerase II cis-regulatory region sequence-specific DNA binding; DNA-binding transcription factor activity, RNA polymerase II-specific. Gene Ontology annotation, biological process: cell differentiation; regulation of transcription by RNA polymerase II; anatomical structure morphogenesis.
CCGUCCUAGCCCCCUCCGGGGUUUCCACCCCGUCGCCGCGUCGCUUCUCCGCUCUCGCAGGGUGGAAACGACGGGCCAGAGCGGCGCGGUGGGGUGGCUUCGCCCUAACGGGGUGCGAAACUGAGUGGGGGUCAAAAUACCCGCCCAUUGGUCCGCCCACAUAGCACCGGAACGGCCGCUUCGAAUCAAUUCGAGCCUCGAUCUCACCCCGUAGACGAUCCUACGCUCGCGAUCGUGUACCCUUCGUCGCGAACUCGCGACAUCUCGAUAUUCCGGACCGAUUUUAACCUCAAAGAAGCGCGUCAGCAUCAGAGGGAUGCUCACAUGACGCUUCCCGAGGACGUCGCGAGGGAUUCGUCAUCGCGAGCGGGUCCUUGAUAUAAAAUCACGGAUCAAACUCUAGAAGAGGACGCCGUCGAAUGAAGAUUCAAGUUUUGUUGAUUCUCUGAUGAAGAGGAAAGAUCGAUCGAUCUCGUGACCGCGUGAGAUUAUUUUUAGCGAGUGAAAAAGAGAGGGAGAGAAUUCGAAAGUUCCGGAGAUCCAUCCAAGCACAUCCAAUUGGACGUCUUGCAGGAUGAAACGUGUCUCUCCUUGCGGAUGGAUCGCGAGAGACAUCCCUGACGAUGCCUCGUCGGACUGACGACGUGCGCGUCGCGGCCUGAAGCAAGACGAAGAAGUACGGCGAGAAGCAAAAAAUUCCCCGUUAUCGUUGUGGAAACAAACUAUUAGCGUAAGAUAGCAUUCGUUAGGCGGAGGGCAGAGUGACGGAUAGAGCGCGACAGUCGUUUCGCUGAAAUAUAUCGCGGCAGAAAUCACAUCGCGUGUCUUUACUGACGACGAACGUUUUUUCAUUGGAAAAAUCGGAACGGGUGCAUCAAACGCAAGCACAAGAGUGAAAGACGCUUCCGCGGCUGGUGCAGCAACAUCGCAGUUAUUACUGCGACACUGUGUCAAAUAAGUAGCGCGGCUCGGAUCUUGUUUUUUAAGAACUGAAAGUGACUGUACAUGGUGAUCAAAAUUUUUACCUGAACGGUUGUUGCAGAGCGACUGUUUGUUGAAACUGAAAUGAUUGCGUGAAUUUACGUGCAAUCUUGUUACAUUCUAUGUGACGACCGAAGUUUACUUCUCACAGACUGUAUUGAGAAAAUACAGAUACGAUUUAUAUAAUUUCCUUGGGGAAAGAAUGUUUUGUAGGAUGUGAAGCACUUCGUAUUCUCCCAACAACUUGAUACUUGGUAUUAUUGAUCUAAUAUUUGCGAUACGCUGUUUCCUCAUGAAUAAAAUCUUCUCUAACAAAAGGGAGAUUCUUGUUAAUAAUCAAAGAAUUUAAAAGUUUUAUACAAAAAAAUAUUGAACUCAAACGUCACUGCGACAAGUCUCAUUUUCAAAGACAACCAUAAAAGAUUUGCAUCUUCUGGAGAACAAGGUUACAUCCCAAGAAGUAACAUCGAGAAGAAGACAUUAAUAUUCUACUGGUUCUGCGAGGACAAUCUCCAGAGAGGAUUUAACUUUCGGACGAUGAGAGAAUGAGAGCGAGCGGCGAGCUCGCAGAGUCGGUCGACCGGCCGACGACGAAAUAGACGUGCAGGUCAUUACGCUCAUGAGGCGGCGAUCACGAUGGAGCCACGUGCGAUGAUGAUGUCGAACCUGUCGUGCGACGGCUGCGCGGACAGCGACCGGGACUCGGACAGCAGCAGCAUGAUCGUGGACCCGGUGAGUCUCGACAAGAACGACCUGUCGCCGCCGUCGCAGACGUCGUCGAGUCCGGUGAUGCCGAGCUGCUCGCCGAUACCGACGCCGACGCCGACGCCGUCGGCCGGCAGGAAUCGCGGUGGCGGCGGUGGUAGCGGACGUUCCUCCGCGAAGAAGACGUAUUCGAUGAUGUCAGCGACGAAUCAGUCCAGCAAGUCAAGCGGUUCCGGUCAGUCCAGCUACGGUUCCGACAAGAUGUCGUCAUCCCUGAUAAAACCGCCGUACUCGUACAUUGCGCUGAUCACCAUGGCGAUCCUGCAGUCGCCGCAGAAGAAGCUGACGCUGAGCGGCAUCUGCGAGUUCAUCAUGUCCCGCUUUCCCUACUACCACGAUAAGUUCCCCGCCUGGCAGAACUCGAUCAGGCACAACCUGUCGCUCAACGACUGCUUCAUCAAGAUCCCACGCGAGCCUGGGAACCCCGGCAAGGGUAACUACUGGACGCUGGAUCCGCUCGCGGAGGACAUGUUCGACAACGGUAGCUUCCUGAGACGCAGGAAGCGGUACAAGAGGCCGCCGCCGCACUAUGUGCUGCGAGAUCGCGCGAUUAUGGCCACCUUCGCUAUCUGCGGCGAUCGGGGACCCUGUCCGGGUAGUGGCGGUGGUCACCCUGGUGCUCUGGCCUAUCCUGGGGCAGCUUACCUGUCGCCGCCGCCUGGCUUGCCAUUGCUGGACUUCUCACCAACAACCUUGGAGGCGCUGAAGCUCGGCGGCUUCCUGGAACCGCCGCCGCCACUUUACAAACCGGUGCCCAUCACUGCACCGCCGAUCAGACAGCUCGACCCAAUCCCUGCCAGGAUCACGACGCUGCCGAGCAGUCACGCGACCAGCGUUGACAAGAAGCGCAACUUCAGCAUCGACGCGCUGAUCGGCAAGCAGGCUGGCAGCGAUCAGAACUGUGGCGCGUUGCUGGACCUCAGUCCAUCCGAGCACAGAGAGAUCAGGAGUCAGGCGUCCGCCUUCUCGCCACUAGUCUAGGGGCCUACUUCUGGAGCCGUCGAGGAAGGAUGAAGGAUCAUGACUUCUUGGAGCGCGAAGUUGAUCGGUUUCCCCACGCCUUGGCAAAGAGAGCGAUCAAAUCGCAAAGUGAACGCUGAACUACGUACAUCGCGUGAUCGAAUAGUGACGAAUAAUAUCGAGAUCAUGUUGGUGAACCGUGCGUCGCUACCUAGACUUUGCCACGGCUGUAAGAAUACCUUGAAGAGGUCCUCAAGAAGACUUGAAAGGGUUUGAAGUAAUCGUUGCGCGAUGGACGACUCGUUCCGGAAGUGAUGGUAAUCGAUGUCGUUUAGCAGCUGAUCAAUACUGUCCAAAUGAAAUAAAUACUUUAACACGGCAAUUAGAUAUGGUAUGCCAACUUGGAAAUUAAGAUUUUCGUUUUUCUUCAUGAAUUAUAACCAACUGUAAUUUCCAUAUUCCUUUCGAAAAAAGAAAAUAGAUAUUAAAUAGAUAGAAUUAAAACAAAAUUUUUAUUCUAUCUAUUUAUCUCUCUAUCUAUUUAGCUCUGAAUUUUUCGAAAAAUAUUUUUAAAAAAGCAUGUUUUAUUUCUCCUGUUUUAUAUCAUACUGAAAAUAUACUUUUUGUAUCAUUUGGACAGCAUUUAUCCAUAAUGGGAUUGUUACAUUCAACAUGCGUUUUACGAGACUUCAAUAUUGAUUUCCGAAAACGGCUGGAUAUUUGCUCUGCAUACGUUAACCGUACAUUUUCACGAAUUGCAAAUUGCUCAGCGAUUGCAGAUGAUAAGAAGAACGUGCGAAAUCGAGAAAUUCAGGCGUUAUCUGUGUUAUCUACAAUUCUAGCUUUUAUUCGGUAAGACAUGACGAGAUUCAUAGUUCACGUAAUCAAUUGAAUCCUGGCACGAAAUUCCAGGUGAUCGUUUCUUACCGAGUAAUUGAGACGAAUCACAGAAACUAUAGAAAGAUGUGUAUGAGUCGAUUUAAUGAGAAAAUGUAUAUCGAGGAAAAUAUAUAAUGCAUCCUGCAUCUUUGUAAAAAGGCGUAGUGCAAUAGCGUAGCGUUUUUAGUUAACACAUUUCUUGUCGCAUUUCUUAAAACGACUAGUGGAAGUAAAUGCGUACCUAAAGGCGAUACAAAUUUCGCGUCAACGAGGUCAAAGUUUUUCAUGUUGUAACAAUGCGACAAAUAUCGCGUAGACAUUUUUACAAACAUUAAUCGCUAAUAUAAAAUUGUAUGUAUCUCAAAAUUACAGAAUUCUUUUUAUCUUCCUUUCGAGCCUUUCGAGAAAUUAAAAUUUAUUAUAUCUUUUAGUUAUAUUAUAGCGAAAAAUACAUUUUUAAAUGUCUUUGUUAAAAAGUGAUCCAUCAUAAGUUUCUUUACAUAGCAUUUCAUUCUGUUAAUCGUUUUGGUAACAUGGACAGUAAUAUCGGUAAUAUCGAUAUUAGUCGCUACGUUAUGUAACAUCAUAUCACACACGUAAUUGCUACGAAUCUCGUUUUAGCGAGCAGAGAGAUCGAACGAUAAUUUACUUCCACUCGUCGCACGGUUUUUUGCGAACCAAGUUCGUUGCGUACGUAUAUAAGUUGUCCGCGCACCCCUCUGAUUUCACUUUCGUUGCCCGGCCCUGCCGGUUAGGUGAACUUAGGUUCCGCUUCUAUAUGGUCGAUUAAUAUCGGCAUUGUAAAUACGAGUCCCGAACAAAUAUAUGCGCAGCACUCUGUUAUAGCGGGGAGCACCUUUCUUCAGUGGAUUUAAUGUAAAGCCGCCCGCCCCCAACCCCCAUUUAGCCGUAAGCGGUCAAGUAGACGUUUGGUGUACAUACAGUCGAAUCCGUAGCGUCGAUCCACACGUAAUUGUGAAUACCUAUGUAGUACUUUUAACGAUUAAGGCAGAUCUUCCGUCUCUCGCACGAUCAAGCGAUCGCCCGCUUUGAAUAAUACGACAACCCCCUACACGCUUUUAAUCCUACAUUUUUACGCGAUAAGAGAACGAUCACGUGAUCUUUAAUUUUCCAAAUGUUUCAACACAGAUAAAUAAGACCAAGGUUUUUAGAAAGAAUUACGCAUUCGGAAAGUAUAACUUGUCGAAAGAGUUUUUAUUAAUAAAAAAUUGAGAAUUGUGAAAUUAUAAAUAAAUUCUGUGGAAAAUUGGUAGAAAUUGUUGGGAAGAUUGUUUGAUAAAAUUUCUCUGUAUUCGCUAAAUAAAAUCGUACUCAAAACGUGAAGAUCUUGUAAUAAAUGACCAUUCAGUUUAAAUUAUACGUACAGCAUGUUUCACUAAAUCUUGUACAUCUCUCGAUCCUUACGAAACAAUGCAGUACUUCACUUUGUUCCUCCGCUAAGGGUAAGCAGCGAAGUCAAGAUAUAUGUUUAGUUAUAGGCUACGCAUCCUAUCGUUAACAAAGAAAUCGUCUGUAGAUCUUAGUGAGUAUUGUAUGUGUCAAGAUGAUAGAUUUAUAAUAACAUGUAAUAAUAAAAACAAUAAAGUAUAUCGUUAAGUAUA